Messenger RNA from Chenopodium quinoa (quinoa), 2753 nucleotides. RefSeq lists its product as uncharacterized. The record is from RefSeq and is a predicted model, not a curated record. The annotation marks the transcript as partial. The transcript has 5 exons. Gene Ontology annotation, molecular function: nucleic acid binding. Gene Ontology annotation, biological process: DNA integration. Lineage: Eukaryota; Viridiplantae; Streptophyta; Magnoliopsida; Caryophyllales; Amaranthaceae.
UUUCGGUGUCAAGGCCUUGGACAUUUGGCUAGUGAUUGUCCAAAUAAAAGGAUUGUCACUUUGAUUGAGCAUGAAGAGGAGGACGAAUUAGAGCAUGAAGUGGACAGCAACCUCGAGGAGAAUGAUGAGUAUGCGUGUCUUGGACCAGACGAGGGAGAAUGCUUGGUGGUUCGACGCACACUAAGCAAUAUGAUUGGCCAAGAAGGAAGUUUGCAACGUGAGGCAAUCUUUCACACUCGUUGUACCAUUGGUGGAAAGGUAUGUACCUUGAUUAUUGAUGGAGGUAGUUGCACCAAUGUAGCUUCACAAGUAAUGAUAGACAAACUGAAACUUAAAACCGUCCCUCACCCUAAACCUUAUGUGAUUCAAUGGCUAAACCAUGGUAAAGGAAUUCAAGUAACACAACAAGUCUUGUUAUCAUUUAGCAUUGGUAAAACUUAUGAGGAAGAAUUGUGGUGUGAUGUUAUACCUAUGGAUGCAUGUCAUAUUUUACUUGGUAGACCUUGGUUGUUUGAUAGACGUGAUUUUGAGGACGUUUUUCCGGAUGAAUUACCUAAAGGACUACCACCCAUACGAGGAAUUGAGCAUCAAAUUGAUCUCAUUCCCGGAGCACCCUUGCCAAAUAAACCAGCCUAUAGAUGUAACCCUUUAGAAACUAAGGAGUUACAACGACAAAUUGAAGAGCUAAUGGGUAUGGGUUAUGUGCGUGAGUCCAUGAGUCCAUGUGCCGUUCCUGCUUUGUUGGUCCCUAAGAAAGAUGGUACUUGGAGAAUGUGUAUUGAUAGUGAUGGCGUGAAGGUAGACCCUAGCAAAAUUGAAGCAAUUCAAUCAUGGCCUAGUCCGAAGACACUCACGGAAGUUCGUUCAUUUCAUGGACUUGCUUCUUUCUAUAGAAGAUUUAUCAAGAAUUUUAGCACACUCAUGGCUCCCAUAACUGAGUGUACUAAGAAGGGGACGUUUGAAUGGACUACACAAGCUCAAAAGGCCUUUGAAGAAGUCAAGGAGAAAAUGUGCAACACUCCUAUUCUCGCACUUCCUGAUUUUUCCAAGCCAUUUGAAGUUGAGUGUGACGCAAGUGGAAAAGGUAUUGGUGCCGUGUUGAUUCAAGGUGGGCGUCCUAUUGCCUACUUUAGUGAGAAGAUGAGUCAAGGCAAGUUGAAUUACUCCACCUAUGACAAAGAGUUCUAUGCUAUGGUAAGAGCUCUAGAACAUUGGUCACAUUAUUUGAGACCACAACCUUUCAUUUUGCAUUCCGAUCAUGAAUCAUUGAGGUUCAUACAUGGUCAAAAGAAGCUGAACGCAAGGCACGCAAAGUGGGUCGAAUUUUUACAAACAUUUAACUUUUCCUCUAAAUACAAGAGUGGGAAAGCUAAUGUGGUUGCGGAUGCCUUGUCUAGAAGACAUAAUGGUUUUCUUUUUAAAGGAAAUAGAUUAUGUAUUCCAAAAUGUCCCAUUAGAAGUUUGUUGAUACAUGAAGCUCAUGGGGGAGGACUAGCUGGUCACGUUGGUAUUCACAAGACAAUGGAGCUUCUCCAAGCUCACUUUUAUUGGCCGAAAAUGUUAGCCACGGUUCAUCGUGUGGUGAGUCGUUGUUCUACUUGUCAAAGAGCAAAAAUGGUGUUUCACAAAGGUCUCUACAAGCCCUUGCCAAUUCCCGAAAGACCUUGGGAAGAUGUUAGUAUGGAUUUUAUUGUAGCUUUGCCUAGAACUCAAAGAGGCAAGGAUUCAAUAAUGGUGGUGGUUGAUCGGUUCUCAAAAAUGGCUCACUUCAUUCCUUGCCAUAAAACUGAAGAUGCAAUGAAAGUGGCUAAGUUAUAUUUUGAAGAGGUGGUUCGUUUUCAUGGGGUGCCACGCACCAUUGUGUCGGAUCGUGAUACUAAGUUCCUAAGUCAUUUUUGGAAGUCUAUGUGGCGUUUGAUGGGAACCAAGUUGUUGUUUUCUACCUCACAUCAUCCACAAACUGAUGGUCAAACGGAGGUGGUGAAUAGAAUACUUGGUUCGUUGCUUAGGGCUUUGGUGAGCAAAAGUACCAAAGAUUGGGAUAAUAAGCUUGCUCAUGCCGAGUUUGCUUAUAAUAGGACACCUAGUGCUACUACAAAGUAUUCUCCUUUUGAAGUAGUCUAUGGCGUCAAUCCUUAUGUUCCCAUUGAUCUUAUUUCUUUGCCAAAAGACAAGUUCGUUCAUGUUGGGGACUUGGUGUGGAUUUACAUGAGGAAAGAACGUUUUCCUAGCAAAAGGAAGAACAAGCUUAUGCCAAGAGCCGAGGGUCCGUUUGAGGUCAUGGAAAAGAUCAAUGACAACGCAUACAAAGUUGAUUUGGGAGGCCAAUAUGGUGUCUCAAGUACAUUCAACAUUGGUGAUCUUGCUCCUUACUUUGAUGAUGACGAAUUGAGGGCAAUUCCUUUUGAAGAAGGGGAGGAUGACCAAGAUGGUCAAGGGUCACUCAUCCAUGGUCAAGAUAAGGAAGUCCAAUACGGUGCUAGUGAGCAAGGUACUGAGGGAAUCUUUUUGUCCAAAUCAUUCUUCAAUCCAAUGCACGGUUUUAGUCCAAAGAGUUUAACAAAUGGUUACACUUCUCUUAGUGUAACUAAUCUUGUUGAAGGCAUCUAGUUAAUGUGUCGUUUUUCCAAGCUUGAAGCCACGCAUGAUUGAUGCAUUUGAGAGUUACAUUGGACUGAUUAUGAAGGCGUGAUUCAAGGCUUGUGUUGGGCGUGAAUUAAGGCAUUGGUUGGCUGAUUAUUCUACCUCUUUAC